UGCUUGACAGUUGCUUGUUACCAUAACAACAAAUCUUGUUUACUUCUUAUAGGUUCUUAUAGGCUAGAAAUAGAAAUACAAUUGUAUCUAUUUUCUAAACUACAAUAUCUACGAUGGAUAGUGAAGAUACUCCUCAAAUUAUAACUCAUAUAGAACACAAUAUAAAUCAUUGCUUAUUCGAUUGUAAAUGGAUUCCAUGUUCCGCUAAGUUUGUAGUAAUCGGCUCUCUGCCAAAAGGAAGUGGUACGUUAGAAAUUUUCGAAAUAAACUCUGGAGAACUGAAUAAGGUCAAGGAUAUUGAAAGACCAAAUUCAUUUAAAUGUGGUACGUUUGGUGCCAGUAGCGAUAUUGAGAGAAGGCUUUCUACUGGUGAUUUUAAGGGUACUUUAGAAAUAUGGGAUUUAGAAAAAAGUUGCCAGGUCUAUAUAACAAAAGAACACACAGACAUAAUCAAUUCCAUUGAUGGCAUGGGGGGAAAUAGCUUGAACUGUGGAGCACCAGAAAUAGUCACAGGAAGCAGAGAUGGUACGGUAAAAGUAUGGGAUCCACGUCAGAAAGGUAAACCUGUAGCUAAUAUGCAACCAGUCCAGGGUGAAACAAGACGUGACUGUUGGUCUGUAGCGUUCGGUAACUCUUAUAAUGAUGCCGAGAGAGUAGUAGUGGCUGGCUAUGAUAAUGGAGAUCUGAAGAUGUUUGAUCUACGCACUAUGUCUUUGAGAUGGGAAUGUAAUUUAAAAAAUGGGGUAUGUUCCACCGAGUUCGAUCGUAAGGAUAUACCAAUGAAUAAACUUGUCGCAACAACAUUAGAAGGCAAAUUUCAUGUUUUUGAUUUAAGAACACAAAAUCCUUCAAAAGGAUUUGCUCAGGUGCUGGAGAAUUCAUCAAAAAGUGGUACAAUUUGGGUUGCGCGCCAUGUUCCUCAAAAUCGUGAUAUAUUUGUAACAUGCGCAGGAAAUGGACAGGUUUCAUUAUGGAAAUAUGAAUAUCCAGAACAGAGAUGUCACGUGGAUUCCCAAGGUGUCGCAGUAGGAGUCCCCGGCAAGCUUAAGAGAUUACAACGUAUGGUGAUUAGUUCACAACCCAUCAACUCUCUAGAGUGGAACAGAGAUCAUCUGGGACUUGCCAUUGCCACCGCCUACGAUCAAUAUGUUAGGGUCCUCGUUACAACUAAACUUAAUUUACAGUGAAUUUAUUUAUUUUUUAGACACGCAAUCAAAGUUCUGUCAAUAAGCAAGAAUUUAUUUUUCGUUGUAGCAAUGCAUAAUUUAAGUAGUCAUUAGCAAUAUAAAAAGAUAGAGGAUUGAG
Molecule: messenger RNA, 1305 nt
Organism: Melitaea cinxia (Glanville fritillary)
Lineage: Eukaryota; Metazoa; Arthropoda; Insecta; Lepidoptera; Nymphalidae
Gene: Wdr92
Product: dynein axonemal assembly factor 10
Exons: 6
Coding region: 114-1187 (357 amino acids)
Molecular function (GO): ubiquitin binding
Source: RefSeq, a predicted model, not a curated record